Molecule: messenger RNA, 936 nt
Organism: Emiliania huxleyi CCMP1516
Lineage: Eukaryota; Haptophyta; Isochrysidales; Noelaerhabdaceae
Exons: 4
Coding region: 1-936 (311 amino acids)
Cellular component (GO): chloroplast envelope
Source: RefSeq, a predicted model, not a curated record
AUGGGUCCCGACCUCGGCGCGGUCGCCUCGUGGAAGGCGUGCAGCGGCCUGCUCGGCUGCGUCGGCGUCGUGCAGACCGUCUGCGUCGUCGUCAUCUUCUUCAUCUCCGGCCUGACGCUCAAGACGGACGAGGUGAAGCGCGCGCUCACCUCGUGGCCGGACGCGCUCUUUGGCGUGGUCUCCAUCCUCCUCAUCACGCCGCUGCUCGCGCUGCUCCCCACCCGGCUGCGCUUCCUGCCGGCCGAGUUCCAGGUCGGCUUCCUUCUCUUCUGCUCCAUGCCGACCACCAUCAACUCGGGCGUCGCCCUCGUCGGCACCGGCCGCGGCAACGUCGCGAUGGCGCUGCUGCUGACGCUCGCGUCGAACCUGCUCGGCGUCUUCACGGUGCCCUUCUCGCUCUCGCUGCUGCUGCAGGUCUCGGACGUGCGGAUCGACGCCUCGCCGCUGCUCGCCAAGCUGAUGAUGAUGAUCCUGCUGCCGCUGCUCCUCGGCAAGGCUGCGCGAGACUGGUCGCCGCGCCUGCGCGAGCGGCUCAAGCAGAGGAAGCAGCUCGUGUCCAACGGCUCGUCGCUGCUGCUCUGCCUGAUCCCACGCGAGGGCGUGGGAAGACAGGCGGCGCUGCGCUCGCUCUCCGGCUCGGAGUGCGCCGCGCUCUUCGCGUGCGGCGCCGGCGUGCACGCGGCGAUCGUGAUCAUGGGCUCGCAAAAGACGCUGCCGAUGGCGAUGACGGUCCUCUCCUUUUUCCCGCCCUCCUUGGGCGAGCCCGGUCUAAUUGCGCUGCCCUGCAUCGUCUCGCACUUGCUGCAGAUCUUCGCAGACGCCUUCCUCGUCGCCAGGCAGCCGAGAUGCCGCCGAGAUGCCGCUGAGAUUGAGAUCGCAGACCGUCGUACACGGCUCCCUCGUCGCGAAGCGGUCGGCCACCGCCCCAGGCCGUGA